AUAUUUAAUUACUUAACUUUAAUGAAAAUUUGUUUUUUUUUGUUCAUUUAUUAACAUUAUUAUGUAUUCUAACAUAUUUAAAAAGACAUUUGUUAAGUGACUAGAUGAUAAUCAGCCAGAAAUAUUCUCCAUCUUGUGUAAUAGAUUAUUAUUUUUAAUUCCUUCAUGUUCAUCAGUGCCAUCAGAUCUUGAUACCAGUUUUAACAUGGAGGAUUUUUGCAUAGUGCAUGCAAAAUGAAAUGAAUACAUUUCUGCAUCCAAAUUUCGAUCUAACAUGAGAUAUGCAUUUGAAAAGUUUCGUGAUAUACUUCACCUUUCAUAGGGUUUUAACAGCAGUGUCAUAAAGAACCAUUUCCGGUUCCUCAGGACAAACAGCUCUUUAAGAGAACCAGAGAAAAGUUUGAAAUAAUCUCAAGAAACUUUUGUGGCAUGGACAAGGUCUAUGGAUGCCCACAACAAAAUGUUUGAAUUAUUUUGAUUUAAUAUGUAUUUACAUUCAUCCAGCAGAUGUGCUCCUCGGUUCAGGACUGACUGAACCUUUCAAAGAAAACCUUCAUCAGCUUGAUCGAAACUCAAAAUAAAAUCUAGCCAUUUUUCUCGAUUGCAUUUUCAACAGUUCAGCAUGCGGUCUGCGCGAAAUAAUCAUUUAAUAAUUAUUAAAAUGAAGUUUAAACAAGGUAUAGGUUGUAUAUGUCACAAAGGCAGAUGAAACAUUGACACUACUUUUGUGUAAAGAACGUUUACGAACGUAUUUUAAAUGCAAAAAUGAUUAAUUUGUCAGUUUUUAAUAGUUAUUGUUUUAAAAUACUUCAACGAAAAAAUGUUUUAUUCUUAUUUUACCUACAAGUAAAGACGCGAGAGACUGGUCGGAAAUAAUGCUGAAGUUGUUAGAAACGCAACAAAUGCACGCGCCAAAACUUCCCUCGCGCGCGCGCGCGGUUUUCCCUUCCCGCAUCAGGUUUCCAUUCAUGCAUCGGGACGAAAUAAGUGUGUGACAGUUAAUGUGCUCCUCGGUUUAGUCAAACAACCCGAUCAUCCCGUCAGGCCCUGGGCGAGCAGCACCCCCGCCGAGCGGCUAAUGACCGAGGCGCAUAAUCCUCCUCAAAACAAGCGCAAAGAUGCUAAUUCAAUCUCUCUAUAAAUAGGCUUGACUUCUGCCGCUCCUCCUUUACUAGAACUGGAAGACGCCGGCGUUCCGCGAUCCCCAGCAGAUAUCCUACCGGGAAAUCGCUCGCUUUAGAGGGCCGUUAUAUAACAGGUGCGUCCCGGAGCGCUCGCGAAGCCGAAGUCGCGCGCGAUGGUGAUAUAAACGCGCGCGCCGAACGCAACCCCGAAAACCUAGCCAUGUUUCCUCUGCCGCUCUUCACCCCCGAGCAGGUGGCUCGGGUCUGCGAGAACCUGGAGGAGACCGGGGACAUGGAGCGCUUGGGUCGCUUCCUCUGGUCGCUGCCCGCCGCGGUGCCCGGUUCCGCGGGAGAGCUGCUCAACCGGCAGGAGUCGGUGAUGCGCGCCCGGGCGCUGGUGGCUUUCCACGGCGGGAACUUCGAGGCUCUCUAUCAGAUCCUGCAGAGCCACCGCUUCACCCGGGAGUCCCACGCCAAGCUGCAGGACCUGUGGCUGGACGCGCACUACCGGGAGGCGGAGCGCCUGCGCGGGAGGCCCCUGGGCCCCGUGGAGAAGUACCGCAUCCGGAAGAAGUUUCCCCUUCCUCGGACCAUCUGGGACGGAGAGCAGAAGACGCACUGCUUUAAGGAGCGGACCCGCAGUCUCCUGAGGGAAUGGUACCUGCAGGAUCCUUACCCGAACCCCUCCAGAAAGCGGCACCUGGCUCAGGCCACGGGACUCACACCCACUCAGGUGGGCAACUGGUUCAAAAACAGAAGACAGCGGGACAGGGCGGCGUCUGCUAAAAACAGGCUUCAGCAAGAUUCGUCUCUCCUUCCGCCUGGAAGCUCUCCAGAAUGUUCCUCGGAGCACAACACACACCUCCAGGGCUCCUCGCCGCACCGUCCCAGGAGCCCGGGGGAGAACAGCGACUGCAGCUCGGGCACGGGGCCGCGGGGGACCGGGGCCUCCACGCCAGACAUAUCCGUCAGCAGCGACAGCGACUUCGAGUCGUGAAGAACGAACGCCAGAGUCUGGAGCCUCCGGACCGCCGCUGCAUGCACUUAAAGGAAAGACCCGACGCGGAAAGCUCUCAGUUACUCCCUUUUUUCCGCGUCCGGCCCGUCCCCGACCGAAGAGGAGCUACCGGACCUCUCGAAAGGCACGUGCCAAAUCGAUCUCUUCGGGUUCAUUGGCUUUUUCAAUCAUUCUAACGCUCCUGUCGAGACCUGUCGCACAGGAGGACGGAUUUUACGCAGGUUUUGUAUUGAACUUGUAGUCCAGAGCGUCCAGCCAGGCCUUUCAUAGCACUCCGAACACGAAAUGGUUUGAUGAAAAAAGAGACACUCCGAAAACGGACGGUAGAAGCAACUCGCUGCUGUAUGUUUUCGUAAGAAUGUAGCGUAGCUUGUGUCAGUCGCUCGUGCAUUUUUAUGUUUCGUUGGCGGAUUUAGGCCCGUCGAAGUGUGAAUAUAAUCACGUAGACCGGAUUAAUAGAGGUAUUGUGAAAUAUUAAUGCUGCUUAUUUUGAAAUGCGCUGUGAAUUUCUGGACAGGUUUCUGUUUUGACAUCACCUCACUGUACGUCUCGUCUCAGACUCAAGAGUCACUCAGCUUCUUAUGUGCCUACACUUUUGAGGACGGCAUCGAACUGCAUGAUGGUCCGCCGUUGAUCACUUCCACACCCAUACCCACCGAAGUCACACGA
This is a messenger RNA of Puntigrus tetrazona (Sumatra barb), 2811 nucleotides long. RefSeq names its product SIX homeobox 7 (gene six7). NCBI's taxonomy places the organism in Eukaryota, Metazoa, Chordata, Actinopteri, Cypriniformes, Cyprinidae. The record is from RefSeq and is a predicted model, not a curated record. The transcript is spliced from 3 exons. Gene Ontology annotation, biological process: regulation of transcription by RNA polymerase II; eye development. The coding region runs from base 1345 to 2121 and encodes 258 amino acids. Gene Ontology annotation, molecular function: RNA polymerase II cis-regulatory region sequence-specific DNA binding; DNA-binding transcription factor activity, RNA polymerase II-specific. Gene Ontology annotation, cellular component: nucleus; transcription regulator complex.